GACCUGUGAAGGAAUCCAGGGCUGAAUAUAGCCUCAAUCUGUAUCCUGGUGAAAUCGAGAUAAGGUGAAUGAGAACUGCUGAAUUUUCCUGCAAUUCAAAUCUCUUUUCGAUUGAGUUUGUUCCAAAUAGUGUCCAGCUGUACUUUGUUUAAGAGGAGCCUCUGGGGUGGAGGAAAAAAGCGGAGCAGAAGCUGGGAAAGGAAGUGAAAGCAUUUUUUUAGGGCUGUCGUUAGACUGCUUAAAGUGACACAUCUGGCAACUGAAGGCGGUGAGGGGGGGAAUAAAAACAACUGAAGUUUCAAAGCAGGAGGAGCAAGCAGAUUCGAGAAAAAGACUGACAACAACGUGAAGAAAAGACUGUGUCAGGAGAGGGUGGAAAUGGCUUGGAUUUCACCCUGGCUGUGUGCUUUCUCCCUAACCGCCCUUGGAUUGUUUUAUCCUGCUACUGGCUCUGGGGAAAGCAGCGGUCUAUCCAUCAGCGCAGAAGAUAAUAUCAUGGGGAAAUCUACCAACCUUGGAGCCAUUCAUCCAAGGGGAAGACAGAACCUGUACAGUGAGAACUGUGCCACGGGUUUCUAUGGCACAACUGAUGGAGCAUGUUUACCUUGCAACUGUCAUGGACAUUCGGAGCAGUGCCUUGAUGAUUCUGGAAUCUGCAUUAACUGUCAGAAUAAUACAACUGGGGACCACUGUGAAAAAUGUCUUGAUGGAUAUAUUGGUGAUGUUGUCCAGGGUCAUCAUAAGUCUUGUCAGCCUUGUCCCUGCCCUAUGAGUAUUCCUUCAAAUAAUUUUGCUGUUUCCUGUAAGAUUAAAGCCGACAAAUUACAUUGCUUCUGUCAGGAAAAUUACGCUGGAUCCAGAUGUGAAAGAUGUGCUCCUGGUUACUAUGGAACACCAAUGCUCUAUGGAAGUAGUUGCAGAAAAUGUAACUGCAAUGGUAAUUCUGAUCCCAAUCUCAUAUUUGAAGACUGCAAUGAGGAAACUGGGCAUUGCCGUAAUUGUCUGCGAAAUACAACGGGCAUCCAUUGUGAACGCUGUGCACCAGGGUACUAUGGAGAUGCUGUCACUGCUAAAAAUUGUACAGACUGUCCCUGUCAGAAAUGUGGCACAGAUGAAUGUGAUCAUGCUACUGGACAGUGUCGCUGUAAGCCAGGAGUAUCAGGAGCCUUCUGUGACCGCUGUGAGAUUGGUUAUCAUGGAUACAGCAGUUGUUCUGGAUGUUUGAGAUGUGAAUGUGCUCUGGCUUCUAAGGAUGAAUACUGUGACCCUUUGAGUGGACGGUGUAGGUGCCUUCCUGGAGUCACAGGAAAGCGCUGUGACCGGUGUCUGUAUGGGUUCUGGAACUAUGGACGAAAUGGGUGCCAGAGGUGCAAUUGUGAAGGGCAGUGUGACAGUGAGACAGGAGAAUGUCUGUCAGCACCUACCGAAUCCCCAACUGACUGCUCCGUUGUCAGAUGUGACAAGUGUGUCUGGGACUUAAUUGAAGACCUAAAAUUAUCAGGAGCAUCACUAGGAGAAGCAAGGUUGAGUGUUCUAAAUGUUAUUACUGGAGAUGCCAUUAAUAACCGCUUGCAGGAAUUCAAUAUCACAGCGAUUCACUUCAACAUGCAGAUUGCAGACAUGUUAUCACAGUCAGAAUCAAAGAAACUUCAGACAGAAGACAUUGAAGCAGCUAUGGUGGACCUUAUUGCUGAUCUCAACAUGCUGUCUGAGAAGGAAAACAUAACCAUAUCGAAUGCACAGCUGUUUGAUAAGGAGACAGCUAAAAUCAGUGACCGUGCCAACCAGAUCAAUGGACAAAUUAACAAUAUUGCCGAUUUGGUCCAAGAUAUUAUUGAAGGCCUAAACAAAUAUGGAAUUGAAGAAGAACUGUCAGCUGAGGAAAUUAGCGAAAGCUUUCAUGAGGCGAACCAGAUGUUGGAUGAGCUGAGAAACCGGAACUUUUCCAACCAGAAACCAUUGACUGAAGAAGAAAGAACACAAGCCCGGAAUUUGUUAAAUCGUGUUCAUGGGUUUUAUAAUAAGCUAAUGGAAGCCAAUAGCUCAAUUCGUAAAAUACAGGAAAAUAUUACCAAAUACAAUAAUGAUGUCUUAGACCUGAAGGAAGCACUUGAAGAUGCAAUCAAGACUGUUCAGGAGACAGAGGAAAAAAAUGAAGAAAACAUCAACGGUUACAAAAGAAAAGAGAGACUUCAAAAAGUAUUAAACAAACAUUUUGCUGCUGUAAAUGUGACGCUUAUAACGGCUAGUAAUGGCUUGAUAGAUACAGAAAUUGCGAUAUCCGAACUAGAAAAUAAGAUUGUGAACUUGUCUACAUUCCAUGCCUCAAUAGAUGGUGCUCAAAACCUACUGAGGGAUAAACUGACUAAUCUCUCAACAUAUGACAAGCCCCUGGUUCUCCGUGCUAUAGACUAUGCUGAACAGCUUCGGAAACUUGCAUCAGAAUUGGCGAAUAUUUUGAAGAGUAUUGAUGCAAAUGGAAUUGUCCAGAAGGCUAUAAAUGCUUCAAAUGUCUACGACAAUAUUGUUCAAUAUGUAGCAGAGGCUGAGGAGAAUGCAACCACUUUACUCAAUGCUGCACAGAGAGCUGAGGAUGCUGUGGAAGGAAUUCAAACACAGAGUACCUGGCUCAGAAACAGCAGUGAGGCGCUUUUGAAGAAAGUGAGGGAACUAGAUGCAACCAUGAAGGACAAUGAUAAGACCACUUUUCAGGAUACCAGGCGCCAUGUGGAUGCAGUAAUUGGCAAGAAAAAUUACACAGUAAACCGUUUACAAAAUGCUGUAAACCAGUUAGCAUUGAUUGAGCCAAGUAAUAAGAACCGGUUCAACCAAUCAAAGCUAAUUGCAGAAGAAGCAAAAGACACUGCUGAAAUGGUCCUGCAGGCUGUAAAUGAUAUGGAUGAGUUUUUGAAAGGCUGGCCUCAGAAUAUAAGUGCUUCUGCUGAAGAUGGGACUGCUUUCAAGAAGACAGUGAGCUCAGCUGGUGACUCAGUGAAAAAUUUGACAGAAAUAGUUCCAAAACUCUUGGACAAACUUCGAAUCGUGGAACAGAAAAAGCCAGCCAGCAAUAUUUCUGCCAGUAUUCUGCGAAUUCGAGAACUCAUUGCACAGACACGCAAUGUGGCCAGCAAGGUUCAAGUUUCCAUGAAAUUUGAUGGCCGAUCUGCAGUGGAACUUCAGCCAAAAGCAAACUUGGAAGAGCUCAAGUCUUUUACUUCAUUGAGUUUGUUCAUGCGAGUUCCUUCAUUAAGUGAACAAGCUCAGGGUGCCAACAAAGACAGAUUCAUCAUGUACCUUGGAAACAAAAGUGGAAAACAAGAUUACAUUGGUUUGUGUAUUAAAAAUGACAACUUAGUUUAUGUCCACAAUCUUGGAAAUGGAGAUGUUGAGAUUCCUUUGAACUCAAAGCCAGUUAGCACCUGGCCAAACUACUUCAAUUUAAUCAAAGUAGAAAGAGUUGGAAGGCAUGGAAAAAUACAACUAACUGUACCUAGCCCAGGUAGCACAGAAGAGCAAAAAUUUAUCCAGAAAGGAGCAAGUGAAGGCAAUGAUUCUCUACUAGAUCUGGAAGCUGAUAACAUGGUUUUCUAUUUGGGAGGAGUACCUCCAGAUUUCCAGCUCCCUGCCAGCUUAAACUUUCCAGGCUUCGUUGGCUGUAUAGAACUGGCAACACUUAAUGAUGACAUAAUAAGCCUCUACAACUUCAAACGGACAUACAACCUGAACACAACAGCUGAGCGACCCUGUACAAGGUACAAGCUUGCUUUUGCCCAAAGUAGAACAGCAAAUUUCUACUUUGAUGGCUCAGGCUAUUCUUUUGUACGUAACAUACAAAGGAGAGGAAAAUUCAACAUAGCAACUCGGUUCAAUCUUGACAUUCGCACACCAGCUGACAAUGCCCUCCUGUUACUGAUGGUGAAAGGGAAUACGUUCUUCAGUAUGGAAAUGCAAAAUGGUUAUAUACGCUUGGUUUAUGACUUUGGAUUCAGCAAAGGCCCCGUUGUUCUCGAGGAUACUGAUAAAAAGAAACGUAUAAAUGAUGCAAAAUAUCAUGAGGUCUCAUUCAUUUACCACAACCAAAAGAAGAUGAUCCUAUUGAUUGACAGAAUCAAUGUAAAAAGUGUUGAAAAUGAAAAGAAGAGUAUGUAUUUUACCGAUGUCUAUGUUGGUGGAGCACCUGAUCAGGUCUUAUCAAGUCUGAAGUCCUAUGUAGCUACGGAUGCUGGAUUUCGAGGUUGUCUCCGGAGUUUCCAGUUCCAAAGACGCGAUUUCAAUGUUCUAGAGGAAGAUGAGACAUUAGGGAUCAGCAAUGGUUGUCCAGAGGAAUCACUUAUGUCCCGCAUGGCGUAUUUCAAUGGGCAAGGUUUCAUCUCUUCCAGCGAAAAGAUCACACCAUUUUCAAACUUCGAAGGAGGUUUCAAUUUUAGGACAUUACAGUCCAAUGGGUUGCUUUUCUACUACAAUGAAGGACCUGAUAUCUUCUCCCUUUCUCUGAACAAUGGUACCGUCAUUUUCAAAAUGAAAGAAGCAACAAUGCAAUCAACAAAGAAACAAUAUAACGAUGGAUGGAAUCAUUUUAUUAGAGCAACUGUCUCCCCAUCAAGUUGUCAAUUAAUAGUGGACGACGAGGAUCAAACAACAGAUGAUUGUCCCACAGAAGAAUCCGUCCAUCCCAAAGGAAAAUUCUACUUUGGAGGUUCAGUCCAUGACCAAUAUGUUAACUUCACAGGCUGCAUCAGCAAUGCUUACCUCAGCAGAACAGAGAAAGAUAUUGCAGUAGAAGAUUUCCAGACAUAUGCUGAAAAGGUACAAACCUCUCUGCAUGGCUGCCCAGCUGAAACUCAUCCAGCCGCAAUUAUUCAGAAACAUCAAAAGUAUGUUGCUAAAGCCAAGAGAGGUCGAGGUAGAAAGGUGAACAGUGGUACAGCAGAAUUACGAAAAGUUUCAGUGGUCCACAGUGGAAAGACAAAAGGAAAUGACCUACAUGAAGAGGCACGCUGCUAUCUACCAACUCAUCCCAAGACAAUCCAACAUGCCCACCAAUAUGGCGGCAUUCCUAACAGUCGACAGGAGAUUUUUGGAAUCCCUGAAUAUUUCAAUCGCAAAUCCCACUUCUCUGUCAGCAUCAGAACUAAAUCUUCACAUGGACUUAUAUUUUAUGUGGCGAAUAAAGAGGAAGACCAGUUCAUGACACUUUUCAUUGCCCGUGGUCACCUUAUUUACUCAUUCAGUAAUGGCCGUGAAAAAUUGAAAUUAAGAAGUUUAGAGAAAUACAAUGAUGGUCUCUGGCACAAUGUUAUUUUCACACAUGAAAAUAAUAAAGGACGUUUAAUAAUAGAUGGUCUCCACAUUCUAGAGGGUAGUCUCAUCAGUCCUGUUUAUCCAUGGAAUAUAACUGAACCAUUUUAUGUGGGUGGUGUGCCAUUGGGAAAAGCUGCCAAAAACAUUCAGGUCAAGUCAAUCCAAAGUUUUAAUGGCUGUCUUCGGAACUUCCAGCUAAACAGACAGCGGUUGUUACCAGCAAGUCAAACAUUUGGUGUUACACCUUGCUUUGAAGGUCCGACUGAGUCUGGAACAUACUUUUCCACAGAAGGAGGAUAUGUGAUUUUGGAUGAUUCGUUCAAUUUAGGAUUACAAUUUGAGCUUGUUUUUGAAAUUCGUGCAAGAAAUCAUUCAGGAAUACUGUUACAUAUUCAUAGUUACAACCGGAAAUACCUGAAUCUCUUUAUGGAAUAUGGACAGGUAAUAUUAAAAGUCAGCAAUGGAACUGCAGAGUUUAAAACAUCAGUUUCUCCAAAGCAAAGUCUGUGUGAUGGCCGAUGGCAUCGAAUAGCAGUUAUCAGAGCAUCAAAUGUUGUGCAGUUGGAUGUGGACUCUGAGGUAAACCACUUAGUGGGGCCAAUAACGUCACACUCUUUCAGUCCCAAGGAACCAGUAUUUGUUGGAGGAGUGCCAGAGUCACUACUCAGCUCAAGACUGAGCAUGCGCCAGUCAUUCACUGGUUGCAUGAGAAACUUCAACAUCAAUGAAACUCCUGUCAUUUUCGCCAAAGCUGCCCUGGUCAGUGGAGGAGUCAGCAUCAACUCAUGCCCUGCAGUUUAAUGCUUGCAAACGCUGCUUCUGCAAUCUUUACAUAACUGCCUGAAGGAAAAUUGAUGCCAAAUCACAAUUUCACAUUUGGGGGUGCAGUAAUGUAUCUCAAUUGAAUCAUCUGUCAAGUUACUUCCUCCAUCUCAUUUCUUUUUAAUUUGUCCAUGCAUUUCUUUUACUUCAAGUUUUUUUUCCAACAAAUUAGUUAUUGGAACCAAUAAAGUUACCUUUCAGUUUGGCAUGAUCAAUUUUGAAAGCACUAAGAAUGCAAAUUUAUGUUAUCAAAGGGUCAAAACAUUAAUUCCAAAUACUGAGCUUGAAUUGCAGUGUCGAUUUGCUAAAUACCAUUAGUUAAUACUAGUGAUAAUGAUGUGACUUUGCUAUUUGUAAGAAAGAGAUGCAGUGGGUCAGAUUAAUCAAGUUUGUUAUUGAUCUGAAGGGAUCAGGUGCAAUGACCUUUACUGUCUACAUUUGCCUCAUGUAAAUAAAAUAAAAAUAAUUUCUCUACAUCCCUAUUAGUCCUCAUACUCAACCAUCUGAGUAGAAUUAUGUCAGUUCAAUUUCUAUCCAACAGGUGCUUCUGUUUCAUAGUUUAUAAGUAAUGAUCACACACCUGGCCAGUUAAAUGAUUCAUACUGGUGAUUUGGAUGCUUCUUAGUUCCUCUAAUUAGUAAAUCAAGCACAAUUUCACUUUCAUAAAGCAUGCAGACUUCAUUUGAUGGAGUUUUAUUUUAAGUCUCCUGCCAGAAUCUGCUUAAUACUGUAAUGAAUUCCAGCAUUAUGCCUGAUGACAAAUGCUAAGCAACUGGUAUAUUGUUGCCUGCUUUCUGUCUCCCUUCUGUCUCAAAUAGAAGAGAUCCAUUAGCUAUUUUCCAAUCCAAUGAGACCUUUCCAAAGUCUUGGGAACUCUGGAAAAUUAACACUAUCUCAGCAGCCUCUCAAAAAACGCUAAAUAAAGUCCAUCAAGAUCUAUGUCAGGUGUUAGUACUUUUCUCAAUAAUCUUUCCCAGAUGACUGUCGUUGCUUAAAGUUCCUUCCUCACUUUUACUUAUUGAUUUAUAAUAAUUUCUUCUGCCUUUCACAAAAAAGAUUAAUGCAAAAAUGUAGUUUUCCUAAUUUUUGUCAGUGUUUGCUUUGAUCUUCUGUCCAAACCUCAGACCUGCCAAUCAAAUUUGCAGAAUUCUGCAAUUUACUUUUCUCCAUUUGACACUAUCUUUUAAUUUUUUAAUAAUCGACAUGUCCUUCCCUGAGAGAUAUUCUUUCUCAUUGGGAUGUAUCUUUGCUGAGGAUUAUUAUUACAGAAGAAUCCCUGCAGUGCAGAUACAGGCCAGCCCAACAAGUCCACACCAACCUUCUGAAGUGUAUCCCACUCAAACACAUUCCCCUUCCCUAUUACUCUCCAUGUACCCCUAACUAACACACUCCGGAACACUGUGGCCAAUUUAACAUAGCCUUUUCACCCAACCUGCACAUCUUUGGAUUGUGGGAGGAGCACCCAGAAGAAACCCAUGUAGAUACAGGGAGAAUGUGCAAACUCCACACAGACAGUCGUUCAAGGCUGGAAUCGAACCUUCUGUGAGGCAGCAGUGCUAACCACUGAGCCACCGUGCCACCCAGAUGUGAACUAUCUGUCUAAAUCUCUGCCACUGCAUCUAUAUUGAUCUAUAUCUUAACCUACUGAAAUUAAAACAGUGCAGGAGAAACUUAGCAGGUCUGGAGCAUCAGUGAAGAGAGACAUAGUUAACAUAGAGUCCAAAGACUGUUCUUCAGGUCCAAAACAUUAACUCUGUUUCUCUGUUCACAGGCUGAUUGACAAGGUUAGGAUUGUUUUCGCUGAUGCUCAGAUGAGUGAGGGGGAAUCUCAUAGAGACGUAUAAAACUCCCAACAGGAUGAGACAGGGUAGAUGCAGGGAAAAUGUUCCUAAUGAUGCAUCCAGAACCUGACUAAGUGGAUAACUCUUUGUAUGUUAAUGUUGAUCUAUUUUACAGUAGAAAGCUAGAUUGAUUAAUGUGAAAAUUACAAUUCAUGUGAUUUGUUCCAGUUACAAAUCUAAUGUUAAAGUGUCACAGAAUUAUCAGGUAUUUGGGACGGAAAUGUUAUGUUAACAUAUAUCAUUAUCAUUCUGGGCAUAAUUUGAGUACCAAAGACAACUGUUUCCUUAUUUUAUCACAAUUGACAUUCACUUGCAAUUUUAAAUAUCAAGGCCAGAGGGGGUUCAAACCCAUUUUACCCAAUGUUGCCUUCACUUCAGUUCUGCUGCCAAUUAACAUGAAGCGGAGUGCUGCAGGGACCUCUGGUGGUAUUGAUUUGGUAUGGCAAUGUCACAAUUUUAUAAUUUUCCAUUGAUGCAUUCAAGAUUAAAAUGUAGUUUGUCAGUGACUGCCUCUCAAAAAUAAGCUCAAACUAGUAAAGUUUUGAUAUUCAAGCUUUCAAAAUUGCAUUUAACGCAUUAUUUCCAUUUACAUUUUAUGAUCAUGUUUUCACCAUAUCCAAAACCUCUGCUAGAGAUGCAUAGUCACCAAUGUACCUAGGGUCGAAAUGUUGUGGAAAAUUAGACCAGGAACCCAAUGGAUACAGAGUGAAUGGUAAUGUUUGCUACUUCUCCAAUUUCAUCUAAGAAUAACAUGGGAAUUCCAGCUGUCUGUUCUUUACUGACAGCAGUAACCACUUUCUUAUUCAAUAAAUAGAAGCAAUCAUACAGGCGAAUGUUUUAGUGAAAUGUCUGAUGCAGACAUCUGACUAAAACACAGUUGUCACAGGCUUUUUAAAAAUAUUACAACAUCUUUAUAUUGCAAAUUGUAAAUGUAUUCAAAUAGAGAAUUUAUUUUAAAAGACAGCUGACAAUCAAUUGGUUGGCCCUUUAAUAGCUGUACUUACAAGCUCCUCUGGACAUUUGCUGAAUUUUGGAUUUGCUGAUUAUUAUUGUAAAUUUGUGGAUGUUGCCCAUUCAGUAUAUAAUUACAUGUAUUGAUGGAUAUGGAACUAAGCAUUGUAUUGGUCAAAUAAUCAAAGCAUAGCAAUUCAUUGCCUUAGUUCAUGAUUGAUUUUGUGCUUUUAGAGUACAAUAAAUAAAAAGCAAAUAUGAAAACAUGGAAUAAAUAAAUCCAAGAAAUAGUAGCUUUCAUCCUCCCAGCUCACCAACUUGUCUAAACAUUGGCACUGUUAAUACAAUAAUCUAGUAUAUGAUAGCACCGCACUAGGUUCAUGUGUAGGCGGUCUGCAUUCAAGUCACAAUUUUGCUUCUUGUGAGAAUAUCUUUACUUUCUGUGUGCAUGUUUCACCCUUGCCACAGCCAUGUAAUUAAAAUGAGCUUGUCAGUAACAAAUUGAUCCACAGGGGAGGUAGCUGCCAGAAUGAGAGACAUCAGAGUCUAAUCCUGCUGCUAUGGGAAGUCUAGAACACAAGCAGAUAAAGACAAUGGAAAUAUGAUGCUGGCAUAGAGACCCAAACAUGAGAAGAAUAACCGAUACUUCAAACUUUAAUGAUGACACCAAUCUCAGAAAACAACAGGAUUCUCUAUAACAAUCAUUCAAUUUUACUGCAUAUUGUAAAAAAUAACUCAAGUAAGCAUUACUGCCCCUCCUUCCAUCACCUUGUGCCGUGCACAUCUUAACAGUUACAUUGAUAUCCAGCCAGCUUUUCUUUGUGGUUAGUGGAAUUGUAUUUGGGCACUUGGCAAAUAUACGUACAUCUACAGUUAUGCUUUGAAAAUUGCCUCAUUGUACUUUUUUUUACAACAUUGAUCUAAUAAAUUUCAGGAUCUGAUUUGCAAA
Molecule: messenger RNA, 9864 nt
Organism: Chiloscyllium plagiosum (whitespotted bambooshark)
Lineage: Eukaryota; Metazoa; Chordata; Chondrichthyes; Orectolobiformes; Hemiscylliidae
Gene: lama4
Product: laminin, alpha 4
Biological process (GO): regulation of embryonic development; cell adhesion; regulation of cell adhesion
Molecular function (GO): signaling receptor binding
Source: RefSeq, a predicted model, not a curated record